GCCCUGAAAAGGGCAGUCGUCUUCAACAGGGAGUACCCCAAAUUGUAGUGCUGAUGACCAGUAGAAGAUCCAGUGACAGUGUCAAUGAACCUGCAAGAGCUUUGCAACAAAUGGGGGUACUAACCAUAGCUAUCGGUUCCAAGGCUGCAGUGAAGGAGGAACUGACGCAAAUUGCCUUCCCUCAAAAUUUUGUGUAUGAGCUAAGGGACUUCCGUAUGCUGCUUCGGCAGCCCGCGGAAAUUAUUGAUGCACUUUCAACUCUAGCUGGGGUGGUGGUGACUGAAGUACCCACUGAGACAGUGGAGAUUACUACGGUACAGACGCAAAAAGUGCUCAGAGACAUUGUCUUCCUUGUGGACGGCUCAGAUUACGUUGGCAGCGGUAACCUACCCUAUGUGCGGGAGUUCAUUACCAACGUGAUCAACCAGCUGGAUGUGCGUCCCGACAGAGUCCAGAUUGGCCUCAUGCAGUUUGCCGAGCAGCCAAAAACUGAAUUCUAUUUGAACAGCUACCGUACCCGACAAGAGGUUUUGGACAGAAUCUCCCAACUCUGGCUGACUGGCGGCUCUGUGUUGAAUACAGGAGCAGCCAUGAACUAUGCCCUUUCCCACAUGUUCCAGCCAUCAACUGGGUCACGCAGGAAACAGGGAGUCCAACAAGUGUUGGUUCUCGUCACAGGUGGUCCAUCUGCAGAUCCGGUUAAAAUCAUUGCAGACAAACUGGCUGUAGCAGGUGUUCUGACCUUCACUGUCAGUUCUGGACAGGCAGAUGAUGCUUUACUGAGAACAGUAGCAUUUGUUCCAGAGUUGGCUUAUCAUGAAAGAAGCUUCUCCAACAUACCAUAUAUCUGAUCAAAUCUUUCACCCAUUGAUCACAGUGGUUGGUGACACCGAUGUGGGAACACUCCCAGAGGAACCAGCAAUUACAGGACCUCAAAGGGAUGUUGCCUUCCUUAUUGAUGGCUCAGACAAUGUUCGAGCGGAUUUCCCAUACAUCAAGGAUUUUAUCAUUAAAGUAAUUCAGCCACUUGAUGUUGGAACUGACAAGGUACAAAUUUCAGUUGUUCAACACAGUGAAAGGCCGACACCAAGUUUCUACCUGAACUCUUACCAAAAAAAGAUGACGUAAUAAGAGCUGUAAAUGGAAUGACAGUCGCUGGAGGACGAGGUCUAAACACCGGAUCUGCCCUGAAAUUCAUGAAGGACACCAUCUUGUCUGAAAGCCAUGGCAGUCGAGCUGCACAAAAUGUUCCCCAGUUUCUGAUCGUGUUAACUGGAGGCAGGUCAAGAGAUAAUGUGAAGGAACCUGCUGGUGCACUGAAGACAAAGGGUG
Molecule: messenger RNA, 1332 nt
Organism: Thalassophryne amazonica
Lineage: Eukaryota; Metazoa; Chordata; Actinopteri; Batrachoidiformes; Batrachoididae
Product: collagen alpha-3(VI) chain-like
Exons: 3
Coding region: 54-851 (265 amino acids)
Source: RefSeq, a predicted model, not a curated record